AUGGCUGAAGUUUCAUCUGUCGAAGUUACAAAUCCGUUCCAUGUUGUAUUGCUGGAGAAUGAACCUUUAUUGAAUCAUAUAGAGGAUGAGUUGACUAUUCCAAGGGAAACAUUUCAAUUCAUCCAAAGAAAGUUUAUUACAAGUGAAGACCCCACACUUUUAAAACACUGUAUGAUAGUUCUUAAAAAAAUGGUAGAAAAAUAUAAUUCGGUCUUUUUCAAAGUCAAAAUUGUAAUGAAAUACAACGAAGAACUUGUGAUGACGCACUUGACAACGUUGUCUGAGUUUUGUCCGAUUUAUAGAGGUCUCAAAUUUCGAAGACUCCCUAUCCCACCACAAGACGAUAUUUUUGAAUAUGUAGUGUAUGGUUUGUUAUUUAAUAACGAUAUAAUUGUGAGGAUAUGGUGUAACGGUCUUGCUGUGUUCCAAAAAACAAUUAAUCAAAUCAACAACUUUUGCUCGUAUUAUGAAUUGAUCGAACUCCCAACACUUUUCCGUUCAAAUUUCAUAGAAAUAUGUUCUGCGAUGCAGAGGAAUUACAUAUCGUCCAUUCCAAGUAAAUUUGACACAGAAACCCCACCAUCUUUAUUUGGGUUUGAACACAACUUUAAACCAUUUUUAGCAUUGAUGACACAACUUCAGAAAAAGACAUUCCCAUGUGUAAAACUGAACCCAACAAAGGCACUCACAAUAUUCCACAAACAAUUCUAUGAUGAAAGAUUUAAAACAUUAACAACACUUGCUGCCUGGGAACUGAAAACGACCGACUUCAAAAUCAUUUUUACUGAAACAAAGAAAGGGAUCUACGAUGCGUUUGUUAAAGCUGCAUCAAGUGAUGUGAAGAAAAUAGCAGCGGAGUUGACCGAAUUUUUCAAUGGAAUUGUAUUAGUUGUUGUGAUGAAAACGAUUAACAAGAAAGAUGAAAAGGACUUACUGACGUUCUCAAGAAUGCACGAAACGCCAUUUGACGCACUGUAUUUGAUCGACUACGGAGCGAACGGAGAUCAAAUGGUCGCGGUGAUUAAUUUAGCGAAAAGCCUCAAAAUGGAAAUUGGUGAGAAUUACAAGGACGAGCUGACCAAUUUCAUCUAUGGGAUGUACGCCAAUGGGCUCGACGAGAAAGAAGAGUUUCAAUUUGAGGAACUUGACAUGUCUGAAUUGCUCAAGAAGAUACCACAAAAACAGAAUUCCAAAAUUGACAAACAACUCAAGAAAGAGGAGGAGCGGAGGAAGAAAGAAGAAGCAAAGCGGUUGAAGGAACAACAGAAGAAAAAAGGGAAAAAAGAGCCUGAAAAAGCAGAGAAACCAAUACCACCACCCGUUGUUGAAAAAGCAUCAGAAAGUGUUAAUGAAGAGCUGACGCCAAACAAAUUUGUUGAAUAUGAUGACACCUUUUAUCAAAAAAGAUAUGAAAAUGCAGAGUUUGAAAAGGACGAAUAUUAUAACAAGGAAUAUCAAUACCAAAACUACGCAGAGUACGAAUCGGGAGAACAAAACACCGAACAACAACAAAGUGGAGAAAACAAAGAAGGCGAUGCUGUGGAACAAAACGAUACUACCCAAAAUUACUUGAACUACGACGAAGAGUACUAUGAUCAAAAUGAAGAGUAUUAUGACCAACAAGGUGAAGGGUAUUACGACGAACAAACAGGGGAAUAUUACUAUGAUCAAUAUGACCAACAACAAGAAGAGGAAUAUUCCUAUGUACAACCACCACCUCUGCCAACGAAACCAAAACGAUUUAAUAAAGAAGAAAAACAAAGUGAAGUACAACAACAAGAAACUCAAGAAAGUCAAACACAAGACGUGUGCUAUGAAGAAACUGACCAACAGUAUAACGAUCAAAAUCAACAAGAAGAAUAUCAACAACAACAAUACACUGAAAAUGAUGGAAACGACGAACAACAACAGUACGUUAAUCAAGAAGGACAAGAAGAGUAUUACGACGAACAGAACGAACAAUACCAACAAACUCAAGACACACCAGAGGACCAACAGAAGUACGAAAUCACACCACAACAAUACGGAGAAGAGUAUUAUCAAGAAGAAAGUCAACAAGAUGAACAACACCUUGAUCAUGUUGGAGAAGAAAGUUCAACACAAGAACGUUUAGUUAUAGAAGAGAAACAAGAUAAAGAGAAAAACUUGAAUGAAGUCCAAACUGAUUUAAAACACGAAGAAAAUAUUGAAGGAACUUAUCAAAAGGAAGUUCCAAUUUCAGUACAACACAUUGAAAACGUCGAAGAAAGUACUGAGAAAAAAAUAACAACAGAGGCUGUAUUGAAAGAGAGCCAAAAGGCUCAAUCGAUUCCUUUAAACUCACAAAACCAAAGACGUUCACAAAAAGAUCAGUUGAAAUCACAACAAGAGGAGUUGCUUGUUAAACUCCAGAAUUUAGAAAAGUUGAAAAACUUGGAGGUGACGGAUACGGAGAUCACAAUCACAAAAGUCGCUAUUGAAGAACCCAAAGAAACGUCUGUGGAAACAUUCAUUGAGACCGCCGAAACUGAAACGAGAACAAAAUCCAUGCGAAGACCAACUCGAAAAGGUGGAAGAAAACCACCAACGAAGGAACUUCUUAUUGUCAACAAAACAAUGAAGACGGAAGAAAUAGAAACGGCUUCAUGUGAGAACAAACCACUUUCACUCGAACCAUCGCCACUUCCAACAGAUAAAAUUGAAGAAAAGCAAAACAGUGAAAGUACUGUAGCGAAGGACGAACCAACAGAAGAAGGUAAAGUAGAAGCACAAACAGAUGGUAUCAACGAAAGUGCAUCUCAAGAGGUUCAAAGCUCUCAAAAUGACCAACAACAAACAACUGUUAUAGACCAACCAGAAGAACAUGACAAACAACUUGAAAACACAGAACAACAAUAUAAAGAAGAAACACCAGAAGUGACAAUCAGUACUAAUGAAAAUGUUGAACCACAAAAAGAAGUACAACAGGAAGAUAUACCAAAAGGAGAAGAAGGUGUCCCAAAAGAAGAACAAUCGUUUGUUGAGGACUCUGAGGUCAAAGAAACAUACAAAAGAAAAUACUCAAAUCCAAACCAACAAUUCAUGGGAGAGUUCCAGAACAAAAUUCAUAACACACAAAAUUUGGCACUCAAACAUGUUGUCCACAAAGAAAAUGUCAAUGAAAACAAAGCACCAGUUCAACCAAAAGUGGCAACAUCUGCUUUUGGGGGCGUCACAUUGAAAAAGUCGUCUACAGUACAACACCAACCUCAUCUACAAGACCAACCAGAAGAAACUGAAUUACAGAAAGUACUUAAAAAGAGAAGAGGAAACAAUUGA
This is a messenger RNA of Entamoeba invadens IP1, 3297 nucleotides long. RefSeq names its product caldesmon, putative. The record is from RefSeq and is a predicted model, not a curated record. The transcript is spliced from 2 exons. Lineage: Eukaryota; Evosea; Mastigamoebida; Endamoebidae. Bases 1 to 3297 code for a protein of 1098 amino acids.